AUGGCGCGCACUAAACAGACCGCUCGUAAAUCAACCGGAGGAAAGGCUCCACGAAAGCAACUCGCAACAAAGGCAGCAAGGAAAAGUGCUCCAGCCACUGGCGGUGUUAAGAAACCUCAUCGUUACAGGCCAGGAACAGUCGCACUCCGAGAAAUUCGCCGCUACCAGAAGUCCACAGAACUUCUCAUCCGCAAACUCCCCUUCCAAAGACUGAUCCGUGAGAUAGCGCAGGAUUUCAAGACCGACUUGCGUUUUCAGAGUUCUGCCGUGUUGGCGUUACAAGAAGCGGCAGAAGCUUACUUGGUAGGAUUGUUUGAGGACACUAACCUUUGCGCAAUUCACGCCAAACGAGUCACCAUUAUGCCCAAAGACAUUCAGCUUGCGAGACGUAUUCGUGGAGAACGCGCUUAAUUGAACAUUCUUGGUACUUUUUCUUCACUUUUUGAUUGAACCUGUUUUGAUUUCAUUUGCACAUUUACUGUUACAAAUUUAUUCGAAGACACACAUAUACUGCAAGACGAGCAGAUGUAACUUGAAACCGAGCAAAAACUUCAUAAUAUAAUCACAAAUUUGUAACGUCUAUGUACAUAAAGCGUGUAAGAUAGCGAUGCAACUUCUAAAAAUUCAUCAGUGCUUAAGUUAUUUGUACAUAGAAGCAUCUCGUUUGCGUUCAUUUUAUCCUUCUCAUUGUAUCAGACGAGUGUAAUAAAACUAUUGUCAAUUAAUUUUUCUGACUCGUUCAAUAUUAACUAUAAAAAAAAAUUGUCUGACGUGAAUGGUUAUCACCAGCCCGAUUUGAGGACUAAUAGGACAGUGUGCGCUUCAUGCUUGUAAUUGGACAGUAAUAGGACAGUCAAGGGACAGUUAACACGUCAUGCCUGUAUAAGAAGACAGAACGCUUCAUGUGCGCGCUCUGUUGUCUCGCAUUUCUUCGAGUUAAAUGUUUUUUAUUGAAAACGUACGACCGAUUUCUAGUUUCUACCUCAAAUUCCAUCACAGUUUCGAUUAAUUGAUAACCGGACUUCGUGUCGUCCAAUUGUCUGUAACUCGUGAUUAACAAAUCGGACGAAAUCUUCACGAUAAUUAACUAGAUUGCGCUAUCUCUUUCCCUGAUUUCCCUUGCUAUCAAAUCAAAUAAAUUAGAGGCGAAGCAUUGAAAAAUUAAAGGAAAUUAUGGAGAGGGCUACUAAUUAUCCAGGGAUAGCUUUUUAACUAUAGGACCGCCGUGCGAUUUUACUUUCUCCGAUCAAAAAUCUUGGAACAAAUAAUUUUUUUGUUUGUAACAAACUUUAGCCCUAAGCGGUUCAGCCCUAAUUCAAAUCGAACUCUAGAGAAGCGCAAGAUGUUUUUUUUAUUUUGGUUUUCAUUACAUGUAAAGAAUGUACGGGCACCAUCAUGUGAAAUAGAAAUAUUCCAAACACUCGCACACAUGCAGGUUACCUUGCAUUUUACGAUGUUAGCUUCUUUUCUUUAAAUAAAUAAAUUACAGAUAUUAAACAAAUUUCUUCAGAAAUAAAAUGAUGUUCUCAUGAGAACGAUAUGCCUAAAUUAAAGCAGCUCGUGUUGACAUGAUUACGAGUACUCCUUGGCAAACUGGUAAAGAUAAUUCUUGGCUUUUCUCCGGAAAUAACUGAUCUGUAAAGCUUUCCAGUUUACGAAAAGACCCGUACACAAGAGCAGUGACUUGUCCAUCUUCAAUACUUUUAGUCGGAACAUUUUGCAAACGUACAAGCGCCGUAAUUAGAGACCACCAAGAUUUCGUAUGCCACCUGUUUUUAAGUCUGUUUACCGAUGAAAAUCGGCCUCCUCACAGCAGAUGAACCGGUGGACUGUACAUCGUUUCCACUGACAUGCAGCUACCUUAUG
This is a messenger RNA of Pocillopora damicornis (cauliflower coral), 1866 nucleotides long. Its product is annotated as histone H3-like. Gene Ontology annotation, molecular function: protein heterodimerization activity; DNA binding; structural constituent of chromatin. Gene Ontology annotation, cellular component: nucleosome. The record is from RefSeq and is a predicted model, not a curated record. NCBI's taxonomy places the organism in Eukaryota, Metazoa, Cnidaria, Anthozoa, Scleractinia, Pocilloporidae.